Molecule: messenger RNA, 2162 nt
Organism: Formica exsecta
Lineage: Eukaryota; Metazoa; Arthropoda; Insecta; Hymenoptera; Formicidae
Gene: Art7
Product: protein arginine N-methyltransferase 7
Exons: 9
Coding region: 1-2106 (701 amino acids)
Biological process (GO): peptidyl-arginine methylation
Molecular function (GO): protein-arginine omega-N monomethyltransferase activity
Source: RefSeq, a predicted model, not a curated record
AUGUUAAAAGCCUCUUUAAUAACAUUGUUAUUGAAGCAAAACAUGAGUGUAUUCACACAGUGCUUAAAUCCUCUCACUGGUCUUGCCACAUGGGAGAAGAAAGAUCAAGAUUAUGAUUAUCAUCAAGAAGUAGCUAGGUCUUCCUUUGCAGACAUGCUACAUGAUCAUGAGCGAAAUAAGAAAUAUUGUAUCGCUCUCAAAGCUGCUAUCGAGAAGAAGCACCAAGCGGGUGAAGAGGCUAAUGUGCUCGACAUAGGCACUGGGACCGGAUUGCUAUCGAUGAUGGCUGUAAGAUGUGGAGCAGACACUGUAACAGCGUGUGAGGCUUUCAUACCGAUGGCCAAUUGUGCUGCAAAAGUAAUAAAGGAGAACGGUUUCGAGAAUAGAAUUAAGUUGGUUCGUAAACAUUCUACGAAAAUAACAGUCGGAAAAGACGGUGAUAUGCCAAAACGAGCGAAUAUUCUAGUCACUGAAGUCUUCGACACAGAACUGAUUGGCGAAGGAGCGUUAUCAACGUUUCGACAUGCUCACAAAGUUCUUCUCGAGGAAGGUAGCAUAGUCGUGCCACACAGUGGAACAAUAUGGGCACAAGUAGUCGAGAGUUCAAAAGUCUGUGGUUGGAAUCGAGUGAAGCCUAUUAAAAAUGGAGAAAUGCUGGUUGAUGCUCCAGCAGCUAUUCAAGCAUGCUCUGGUGCUGCAGCGGUACAUGACAUGCAACUGUCUCGUCUCCCUCGCAACACUUUUGUGCCUUUAUUGCCGCCACAGCCUAUUUUCAGGUUUAACUGGUCCGGCAAGGAGCCCUUAUUGUACAAUGAAAAAGUAUCAUUGCGCGUAAAAUCGAUAGCAAGUGGAACCGCGCAUGCAAUUUUUAUGUGGUGGGAUCUGAACAUGGAUACAGAUAAUCAAGUAUUACUGAGUUGUGCACCUGUAUGGGAACAUCCAAACGUAUCUGACGACAUCAAGGAAGAUAAAUUACGUUUAGAAGAGGCGGCAGAGUCGAUACCUUGGAGGGAUCAUUGGAUGCAGGCUGUCUAUUAUCUCCCGGAAGAAAUACCUAUUAUACGCGGCGUCGAAGUCAAUCUUAUCGGUUACCAUGACGAAUAUUCUUUCUGGUUUAAAUUGUUGAAUGGACCUAUAGAUAAGAUUCCGGAUUUUCCGAGGCCUAUAUGUGACUGUAACGCGCAUAUCGCGUACUCACGGACGCGUAUCGGUCAAUUGAACAAUAUGAUUCGUAAUAAGAAGUAUGUACAGGCCUUGCGGAAGAAGAUUACUUCCAAUAGCGUCUGUCUCUGCCUCUCGGACGGUUGCUUACUGGCUCUCGCGGCCGCGAAGAUGGGAGCGAAGGUAUUUCUGCUGGAACAGAACUCCCUGUCGCAAAAAACCAUGGAGAUGUUUGUACGGACGAACGGGCUCUCCGAACAGAUAAGGAUUGUCAAGUCGGUCGACGAUCUACCGGGCGCCAGCGAGAUCAACUUCAUUUUCGGCGAGCCGUACUUCUUGAGCUCUAUCGUACCAUGGGAAAAUCUGAUAUUCUGGUAUCAUGCCUCUAGAUAUCCGCCGAGCAUCGCAAGAAUGCCGAUCGUAGCAACGAUCAAGGCUGCCGCCGUCGAGUUCAAGGAUCUACAUAAAAUAAGAGCCCCCGUCGGCAUUUGUGAGGGCUUCGACUUGUCCUCCUUCGAUAGGCUCGUGCAAAUGUCUAGCGAUAAAAGUGACAAUCCCGUAGAAGCGCAGCCACUUUGGGAGUAUCCUUGCAAGGCAUUAUCUUCGUCUUUUGAUAUUGUAGAACUCGAUCUUACGCGAAAUGUAAAUUUCGAGCGCAUUGAAGUAUCAGGCGAGGUUCCGAUUUUAAGCAACGGCUCCUGCAAUGGCGUCGCUGUAUGGGUAGAUUGGCAAUUAGAUUCAGAUUUGUCGGUAUCUUGCGGUCCGAUCGAAGAAGUGAUACCUGGCAAGCGCAUGUCCUGGGAUCCAUAUACAAGACAGGGCGUACAUUUAUUUCACAAGAUAUCUGACGUCAUGAAAGAAAGAAAUGCGCUUUCGUGGUCAUUCACUUUCGUUCCACAACAUGGUGAAGUGGAUUUUGAUUUUAGGAUAUUAACAAAUGUUUGAUUAUAUCGAUGAGUAUUUGAUUGUAAUUGCAUUAAUAAAUGUUUGGUUGUAUUAAU